AUGAACUUGUUCGGAAAAGCCAAGUCCAAGACAUCAGCCAAAGAUGCAAUCUACAAAUUACGAGAAACGUUAGACAUGCUCGAGAAACGACAGGCUUUCCUGGAGGCCAAGGCCAACAAUGAACUUAAAACAGCCAAGGUCAAUGCGACCAAAAAUCGACGAGUGGCACUACUAGCGUUGAAGAGGAAAAAGGCAUAUGAGACCAACAUCGAAAAGAUCAAUGGUGCCCGUAUGACGAUCGAGACACAGAUGAUGGCUAUCGAGAAUGCCAAUGUCAACCUGGAGACGAUGGGAGCCAUGCGAGCUGGUGCCGAGGCAAUGAAGAAUAUCCAUGGAUCAAUGGACAUUAAUAAGGUGGAUACAACGAUGGAUGAUAUCCGUGACCAAAUGGAUAUUGCCAAUGAAAUCUCGGACGCUAUCUCUAGACCGGUUGGCAUGGGCGAGGAAUUGGAUGAGGAUGAACUACUCAAUGAACUUGAGGAAUUGGAACAAGAGGAAUUGGAUGCAAAGAUGCUCGAUACUCCUGCACCGGCUGUUGUCACGCCCGAUGUCCCUGUACACAAGCCAUCCAAGGGAUCUGUAUCAGAGGAUGAAGAGGAGAAAGAACUCAAGGCUUUACAAGCUAGUAUGAGUAUGGCCAUGUAA
Molecule: messenger RNA, 645 nt
Organism: Lichtheimia ornata
Lineage: Eukaryota; Fungi; Mucoromycota; Mucoromycetes; Mucorales; Lichtheimiaceae
Exons: 4
Coding region: 1-645 (214 amino acids)
Biological process (GO): vesicle budding from membrane; late endosome to vacuole transport via multivesicular body sorting pathway
Cellular component (GO): ESCRT III complex; multivesicular body; cytoplasmic side of plasma membrane
Source: RefSeq, a predicted model, not a curated record